AUGUCGAAUCAACAAGGGCUUCCAAAAUCGUCGACAAUCACAGAAGUUCCAAAUGCUGAUGGUACUGUCACUCGGACCGUUUUCAAUCAGUACAAGGAUGGAACAAGCAGGACGGCCAAGGAGGUAGUACCCGGAUCACCAGAUACAGCCCCCCAACUGGUCCAAGCUUUGCCCGUGAAUCCUUCACCGUCCGCGCCAUCCUGGUUGUAUGCCACCGACGUGGAAGGACAACAACAACAACCCUAUCCAGCAUCGGCACCAUAUCCUCCCGGUGCUACAGCUCCAAUUAUGAUUGCCGACGCUCAGCAGCCAACAUCACCACCAUAUCGCUUGAAAAAGGCCCCACCUGUACCUUCCAACAUCUUGACCAGAAUAUCCAUUACCUUUGUGGUUCUGGGCACAGCCUUUGGCAUUUCUUCUGGCGUGUACACCUAUUUGUCGCAAACAAAAGACAACGAAGACGACAAAGAAGAUGGCGAAAAUGGUCAGUUGGCAGGAGCAGUUGCAGUCUUUCUCUUUUUGUUAGCAACCCCAUUCAUGUUUUUCAGUGGCAAACUGUAUCGAAUGAAACGGGAUUCCAAAGGUCGUCCCGGUUUUGUCAUGGCGUCCUGGAUCAUUUAUGGGUUUGCCUUGGCAUAUGCGGGCGGAUUACUAUUCCUUGGGAAUGAAGUGGAGGACUAUGUUCGUCCCAUGUGGGUGUAUGCUGCUGUAGGGUUUAACCUGAUUCCGUUUUUGUUCAUGAUGAUUCAUGCAGAAGCUGCACGAACGAAAUAA
Messenger RNA from Cylindrotheca closterium, 774 nucleotides. The record is from the annotation of a GenBank genome assembly. Lineage: Eukaryota; Bacillariophyta; Bacillariophyceae; Bacillariales; Bacillariaceae.